This is a messenger RNA of Pteropus alecto (black flying fox), 3895 nucleotides long. It is a transcript of the gene KIFAP3, whose product is annotated as kinesin associated protein 3. The transcript has 21 exons. Gene Ontology annotation, molecular function: kinesin binding. The record is from RefSeq and is a predicted model, not a curated record. Gene Ontology annotation, biological process: cilium organization; microtubule-based movement. Bases 169 to 2577 code for a protein of 802 amino acids. NCBI's taxonomy places the organism in Eukaryota, Metazoa, Chordata, Mammalia, Chiroptera, Pteropodidae. Gene Ontology annotation, cellular component: ciliary transition zone; kinesin II complex; axoneme.
CCGGCGGCCUCACCGUGGUAACCACAGCGCCGCCGCCACCCCGCCUUGCAGGCCUCUGGACUGUCAUCGCCUUUGGGGGUCCGGGCGCUUUGGCCAUCGUUUCCGGAAAUAGCCCCGCCGGCCUCUGUCAGACACCCCCAUCCUCCCCACGCCGCCGCCGCCGCCGCCAUGCAAGGGGAGGAUGCCAGAUACCUCAAAAGGAAAGUUAAAGGAGGAAAUAUUGAUGUACAUCCAUCAGAAAAAGCACUCAUUGUCCAAUAUGAAGUGGAAGCUACCAUUCUUGGAGAAAUGGGGGAUCCCAUGUUGGGAGAACGAAAGGAAUGCCAAAAAAUCAUUCGUCUUAAGAGUCUCAAUGCCAACACAGAUAUAACUUCCCUGGCUCGGAAGGUGGUUGAGGAAUGUAAACUCAUUCAUCCCUCAAAACUAAAUGAGGUGGAACAGCUGUUGUACUAUCUGCAGAACCGCCGGGAUUCAUUGUCAGGAAAAGAAAAAAAAGAAAAAUCAAGCAAGCCUAAAGAUCCACCUCCUUUUGAAGGAAUGGAGAUUGAUGAAGUGGCUAACAUUAAUGACAUGGAUGAGUACAUUGAGUUGUUAUAUGAAGAUAUUCCUGACAAGGUUCGGGGUUCUGCUUUGAUCCUGCAGCUUGCUCGAAAUCCUGAUAACUUGGAAGAACUACUAUUAAAUGAGACGGCCCUUGGCGCAUUAGCCAGAGUCCUGAGAGAAGACUGGAAGCAAAGUGUUGAGUUAGCUACAAACAUAAUCUACAUCUUUUUUUGUUUUUCCAGCUUUUCUCAGUUUCACGGACUUAUCACUCACUAUAAAAUUGGAGCUCUCUGUAUGAAUAUCAUUGAUCAUGAAUUAAAAAGACAUGAGCUUUGGCAAGAAGAACUUUCUAAGAAGAAGAAAGCUGUUGAUGAAGACCCUGAAAACCAAACCUUGAGGAAAGAUUAUGAAAAAACCUUUAAAAAAUACCAGGGACUUGUAGUAAAACAGGAACAGCUCUUACGAGGGUCAUCGCACUGCCAGGUCAACGCGCCGGUCACGUGGCUCUCUCUGCCCCCCCCCCCCCUAACACGCACGGAGCUGAAGAUGCGGAACAAGAGCAUAGUCCACAUGCUGGUGAAGGCGCUCGACCGGGACAAUUUCGAGCUGCUGAUUCUGGUUGUGUCUUUCUUGAAGAAACUCAGCAUUUUUAUGGAGAACAAAAAUGACAUGGUGGAAAUGGAUAUCGUUGAAAAACUGGUAAAAAUGAUACCUUGUGAGCAUGAAGAUCUCCUGAAUAUCACCCUCCGACUCUUGCUAAACCUCUCCUUUGACACAGGGCUGAGGAAUAAGAUGGUGCAAGUCGGACUGCUUCCCAAACUCACCGCACUCCUAGGCAAUGAAAACUACAAACAAAUAGCAAUGUGUGUUCUUUACCACAUAAGCAUGGAUGACCGCUUUAAAUCUAUGUUUGCAUACACUGACUGUAUACCACAGUUAAUGAAGAUGCUCUUUGAAUGUUCGGAUGAACGAAUUGACCUGGAACUCAUUUCUUUUUGCAUUAAUCUUGCUGCGAACAAAAGGAAUGUACAGCUUAUCUGUGAAGGAAAUGGACUGAAGAUGCUCAUGAAGAGGGCUUUGAAGUUCAAGGAUCCACUGCUGAUGAAAAUGAUUAGGAACAUUUCCCAGCAUGAUGGACCAACUAAAAAUUUAUUUAUUGAUUAUGUUGGGGAUCUCGCAGCCCAGAUCUCUAACGACGAAGAGGAGGAGUUUGUGAUUGAAUGUCUGGGGACUCUUGCAAAUUUGACCAUUCCAGACUUAGACUGGGAAUUAGUCCUUAAGGAGUACAAGUUGGUUCCAUACCUCAAGGAUAAACUGAAACCAGGUGCUGCAGAAGAUGACCUUGUUUUAGAAGUGGUUAUAAUGAUUGGGACUGUGUCCAUGGAUGACUCUUGCGCUGCAUUGCUCGCCAAAUCUGGGAUAAUCCCCGCACUCAUUGAACUUCUGAAUGCUCAACAAGAAGAUGACGAAUUUGUGUGCCAGAUAAUUUACGUCUUCUACCAGAUGGUGUUCCACCAAGCCACAAGAGAUGUCAUAAUCAAGGAAACACAGGCUCCAGCAUAUCUCAUAGAUCUGAUGCAUGAUAAAAAUAAUGAAAUCCGAAAGGUCUGUGAUAAUACACUAGAUAUUAUAGCGGAAUAUGAUGAAGAAUGGGCUAAGAAAAUUCAGAGUGAAAAGUUUCGCUGGCACAACUCUCAGUGGUUGGAGAUGGUAGAGAGUCGUCAGAUGGAUGAGAGCGAGCAGUACUUGUACGGCGAUGACCGAAUUGAGCCAUACAUCCACGAAGGAGACAUUCUCGAAAGACCCGACCUUUUCUACAACUCGGAUGGAUUAAUUGCCUCUGAAGGAGCCAUAAGUCCAGAUUUCUUCAAUGAUUAUCACCUUCAGAAUGGAGACGUAGUCGGGCAGCAUUCAUUUCCUGGCAGCCUUGGGAUGGAUGGCUUCGGCCAGUCAGUCGGCAUCCUGGGGCGCCCCGCCACGGCUUAUGGAUUUCGCCCUGACGACCCAUACUACUACGGCUUUGGCCCACGAUGAAUCCCCGUCCACGUGCACGCUCGGCUUAGAGGAAACGUGUGGGUUGGGCUAACUCUGACCCUCGGGCUAAUAAUGCAUGUUGAAACUGCCGUGGGUCUGUCUGUGUUUCUUGUCAUGUUCCAUGUUGCUCUCUGCAGAUUAACCCUGCCCCUCCCGUCCCGCGUUCGGUACAGCGGGUGCUCGGCACUUCACUCCUCAAACCACUUCUUGACCCUGGAUGAUAGUCCUCGUGAGACUCAAAAGUUACUGCUGAAAAGCAACUAGGCUGGAAAACAAACUCUACAUUAUGUACAUGAAGUGACUCAUUCUAUUAAAAAGAAGCAUAAAGUACAAAUGAAUUAGUGAAAGUCAUGUGUUUCUAUUUAAUGUGUUUCGUUAGGAGUUGCAUGCUUAUUUGGGUGCAUAUGAAUUUUUUUCCUGUCCUUUUUUCCCCCUUGUGAUAUGUGCUACCUUUGAAAUGUAUACAAAGAUGUCACCUUUUUAUUCAUGCCGUGUGCCUGAAAGGUUGCUUCCCAAAGUUACGAUGAGUUUUCAAUUAACAAUGGAACAUAUGCUUGUUAUGUUAUAUAUAAGUAGAGUCUGUUCAGCUGUUUGAAUUCAUGUAUUUCUGACAGUAAUAUAGACAACCUGGGACAUCCGUUAAUAUACAUGAAACUAGACUAGUAUUGGGCUUUUAAAUUUUAUUUCUGAAAUCUGAAGUAUGGAAAAGCGACAGGUCUCAUUGAGGAAAACGAGGGAACAGAAUAUUUUGCUCACUAUGAGAUACUCAUUCUCCGUUUGUUCAUUGUUUUUAUAAGGUAGAUUUAGGUAGUAAGAAAUGGAAAGUCCUAAUUCUGAGUUUUAAAUGUUACAACAUUGUAAUGUUAUAAUGUUGAAAAUUUAAAGCAAAAUAACUAUAAUCUAGAGAUAUUUCCUUGAGCACUUGCUGUGGAAGGAAUUAUAUGAGACUUUUAAAGGAACACAUGAAUCAAAGACAAGGCUUCUGUUCUUGAAUUUAAAACCUCAUUGUUUUACACUAUUUACUGGCUUGAUUUAUAGUUUAAGCAUAGAAUUGUAGAGCUGGAAAGGGCCUAUGAAAUAAUUCAAUCCAUCUGCUUAUUUGAAAAAUCAAUCAUAUAAAAAUUUUAAAUAUAAAUAUCAACAGAUUUUUUAAAACUACUUCAUAUGUAUAAGGAAGUAUAUGAUGCUCUUUAGGGAAUAUGUGAAUCUAAAAUAUGAUUUGUGUCUUUGAGCUUACAACCUAAUCAGUCUUUCUAAAAACACAUUUGUCCUAGUUUUCUAUUUUAAUCAUAGAAUAUUAAAGCUUGAAAGGACCCUA